CGACGCUAAACUAAGGGAUUACCGAAGUUAGAUAGAACUUAGUACUCCUGAGUAGCUAUUUCAGGCUACUACUUUUAGGCCUAUAAAUUUAUUUACUUUUGAGUUGCCACUGAGCAAGCAUGUGGAUGGAGCAAUGUUUCUUUGUCUAUUUCCUGUUUUACGCUUCAGGUUUUCAUUCGGAAUUCGCAACAGCAGACGCCAAUGCUCACGAUAUGGAUAGACUUCAUAAGACUUUGUUUUCUGCGUACAACCCCCUUGUACGCCCGAGUCUCAACUACAGUAAACCAACAGAUGUGGACGCCAAUCUCGUCGUUGCCACCAUUAUCGGCUUGGACAUUAAAAAAAUGGUACUGAAAUUUAGUGGAGUUAUGACUUUUCAAUGGGUAGAUGAACUACUGAUGUGGGACCCAUCCAACUACUCGGGUAUUCAAGACAUGCUCGUGUUGGGAGAAAUGAUAUGGAGACCCAAAGUAGCAGUGGCAAAUGCAAUGACCGAUCAAAACUAUUUUAAGACGGAUGGCGAUCUUGUGAGUGUCCAGCACACAGGACAAGUCCGAUGGCAGCCAAUAGUAAACGUUGAGGUCGUCUGCGAGGUUGAUGUAUCAAAUUACCCAUUUGAUACUCAGUCGUGUGGGAUGCUGGUCAGCUCCUGGAUGACAGAUAACCAAACAAUAAAUCUAAGACCCCUAGAGCCGGCUGUUGAGUGUAAAUCCUUCUUGUCGAGUGGUCAAUUCCACAUACAGCCUGAUACGGUGAUCGAAAAAGACUACGUCUAUGAUGGCAAACACUACAUAUCAUUGUUCUUUAGAAUCAAGUUAACCAGACAACCAGUGUAUUUGAUUCUGACUCUGCUGAUUCCUAUCACCCUGCUGGCCUUCCUGAGUCUCGUCUCGUUUCUGAUGUCUCCCGACGAGCCCGAGAAGUUGUCCGUGUCCAUCACGGUACUGCUGUCGUUUACAGUGUUCAUUGGCAUUAUCGACAGCAACCUGCCUGAGACAUCGGACAGGAUUUCCUACUUAGUUGUCUAUGUCUCGGUCCUGUUGCUCAUCUCUUUUCUCGGUGUUAUUGGCAAUGCUGUCGUCUACGUCAUACACCGUUGGGAACGAGCCACCGAUAAGCACGCGGACCUAAACCGGACAGCCAAUCAGAUUUUGCCAAUCUGUGAUCUCUGCCAAUCAAAACAUACGCCCUCUCCAACCACAAAAAGCAACCCCGAAGAAGUGGAGAGAAAAACAAAGGCGGUAACCCUAACAACUACAUUUGCCCAAAAAUUAAACAAUUACUUCAUUUUUAUUAAUUCGUUUAUGAUAGUGGCUUUGAUAUCAAUAAUUAUUAUUUAUGCUGAAAUGCAUUAAGCUGACUUUACAUUAUUUCAAUUUGUAUCGUGUUUUUUUUUGGCUUGGCUUAAAUGGGGCGUAUAUUAGUCGUUCGAACUUUGCAUUUAAAAAAAAUACUGUUAACAUUGGAAAUUUCCUGUUAUUUUGUACUUUUAGAAGAUUUUGAUCUUGUAUUGUAAAUUAUAAUAAAAAUAUAUCAUCAGCAUUGUCAGUAUGCAUUUAGGGGUGGUAGGGUUUGCUGAACUAUCACUUAUCAGUCAUUUUAGAAGGUUGGUCUUUGUGUUCAUAUAAAUAAGGUAAAAAUGCGUGAUACCAUUUCCUAAAUAUUUUUAAAAAUUAUUUACAGACGACACCAAAUAGGAAGUUUUGGGAUUUGUUAUGUGCUCUGUUAGAAUGGUAUAACAUUAUGUUGAUUAUGUUAAGAAAAAGUGUUUGUUUAAACUUACUGUCAUCAUGUGACGUAAUUGCCGCUAGAAAUAAGGGGUCGUCCAUAAAUGACGUCACACUCGUCGGGGGGAGGGGGUCCGUAAUUUUGUGACGGCGUGUGAUGAGGGGGAGGGGUU
Molecule: messenger RNA, 1900 nt
Organism: Physella acuta
Lineage: Eukaryota; Metazoa; Mollusca; Gastropoda; Physidae
Product: acetylcholine receptor subunit alpha-like
Biological process (GO): monoatomic ion transmembrane transport
Cellular component (GO): membrane
Molecular function (GO): extracellular ligand-gated monoatomic ion channel activity; transmembrane signaling receptor activity
Source: RefSeq, a predicted model, not a curated record